AUGCAAAACCAAAGUUUUGUAACUGAAUUUGUCCUUCUGGGACUUUCACAGAAUCCAAAUCUUCAGAAAAUAAUAUUUGUUGUAUUUCUGAUAAUCUACCUUGCAACAGUCAGUGGGAACCUGCUGAUUGUGGUGACCAUCGUGAGCAGUCCAGCGCUCCUGGGCUGCCCCAUGUACUUCUUCCUGGCUUUUCUAUCCUUUAUGGAUGUGUGUGUCUCCUCUGCCAUUGCCCCAAAGAUGAUUUUUGACCUUCUCCGUGAAAAGAAAACCAUCUCCUUUGCAGGCUGUCUGACACAGGUCUUUGUUGGACAUGUUUUUGUUGGGACAGAGAUGAUCAUUCUCUCAGCCAUGGCCUAUGACAGGUAUGUGGCCAUCUGCAAGCCCUUGCACUAUUCUACCAUCAUGAACUCAAGACUCUGCUGCACUUUGAUUGGUGUAGCCUGGAUGGGGGGAAUUCUUCAUUCCAUUAUCCAAAUUGCCUUUACUUCCAGGCUGUCCUUCUGUGGUCCCAAUGUCAUUGAUCAUUUCACAUGUGACUUGUUCCCAUUACUGAGACUUGCCUGCACUGAUACUUAUGUCGUGGGCCUUUUGGUGGUGACCAACAGUGGAUUCCUUUGCAUCUUAAUCUUUUCCAUGUUGCUUGUGUCUUACGGGGUCAUCCUAUUCUCUCUGAGAAGUCACAGCAGUGAAGGACAGAAGAAAGCCCUCUCCACCUGUGGAUCACAUGUUGCUGUUGUAGUUAUGUUAUUUGUCCCAUGUAUAUAUGAGUAUGCACGACCUCCAAUUGUUUUCUCCUUUGAUAAAAUGGUGGAGAUCUUCUACACUAUGGUAACUCCUCUCCUGAAUCCUAUAAUUUAUACAUUCAGGAAUAAGGAAGUGAAGAAUGCCAUGAGCAAACUGAGGAAAAGAUUAACAGCUAUGUCUGAUAGAAAAUAA
Sorex araneus (European shrew) is the source of this 936-nucleotide messenger RNA. Its product is annotated as olfactory receptor 4C15-like. The record is from RefSeq and is a predicted model, not a curated record. The coding region runs from base 1 to 936 and encodes 311 amino acids. The transcript has a single exon. Gene Ontology annotation, biological process: G protein-coupled receptor signaling pathway. Gene Ontology annotation, molecular function: olfactory receptor activity; G protein-coupled receptor activity. NCBI's taxonomy places the organism in Eukaryota, Metazoa, Chordata, Mammalia, Eulipotyphla, Soricidae. Gene Ontology annotation, cellular component: membrane.